GACUUGCUGAAAUUGACAAAAAAGAGUCAGUAAAGAGACUAGGUGGUGAAGAGAAUAGAAGCUUUGAGGAAAAUGCACAACCAAAACAAGCCAUGUGCCAGCAAAAAAGUGGGAUGGAAUGGCUGACAGAUUUCAGAAACAAACAAGAACAGGAAAUAAAUAGCUUGGCUGAUGCUGACAAAGGAAGCAAACCAGCAGCAAAACAGGUCAUGAGCGAGGGAAUGAAUUGGCUGCUGUGUGACGUAAAGGCAGAGAAAGACCUUCACUCAGGACCACAGGUGAGACCUGUGGAAGGAAGACGGCAAAGGGUAUGUGAGCCAACAGCAGAAAAGGCACAGCUUGGACCUGAACGCAAGGACCUGAUGGAUGACUGGUUUGGAAACAUGGCCGUCAAGAGCAAAGAGAAUGGAAGGGUUGAGAUCAACAAGAGACAUCAGCAGACAAGAGAGGAGAGCAUGCACAUUUUGGAGAGUCUGACUGAUUUAUCAGAGAAGAAAGAUGAGACAGAUUGUCAUUCAGGAUGCCAGGAUGCCAAGAGACCUGUGGCAGGAAGAAGGCAAGGGGCCUGUCAACCAACAGCACAGCUUGAACCUGAACGCAAGAACCUGAAGGAUGACUGGCUUGGAGAUUUUGGUGUCAAGAACAAAGAGAAUGAAAGAGCUGAGAUGAACAGAAGACAUCAGCAAAGAAGAGAGGAGAGCAGACAAAUGCUGCAGAGUCUGACAGAUCAAUCAGAGAAGAAGGCUGAGAAAGAUCACCAUUCAGGAUUCCAGGUGAGACCUGUGGCAGGAAGAAGGCAAAGUGCAUGUGAACCAACAGCAGAAAAGGCACAGCUUGAACCUGAACACAGCUUGAACCUGAACCUGGAUGAUGACUGGUUUGGCAACAUGGCCGUCAAGAGCAAAGAGAAUGGAAGGGAUGAGAUCAACAAGAGACAUCAGCAGAGAAGAGAGGAGAGCAGACAAAUGUUGCAGAGUCUGACUGAUCAAUCAGAGAAGAAGGAUGAGACAGAUCGUCAUUCAGGAUUCCAGGUGAGACCUGUGGCAGGAAGACGGCAACGUGCAUGUGAACCAACAGCAAAAGAGGCACAGCUUGGACCUGAGCACAAGGACCUGAAGGAUGACUGGUUUGGAGAUAUGGGCGUCAAGAACAAAGAGCAUGGAAGGGCUGAUAUGAACAGAAGACAUCAGCAGAGACGAGAGGAGAGCAGACAAAUGCUGCUGAGUCUGACAGAUCAAUCAGAUAAGAAGGAUGAGAAAGACGGACAUUCAGGAUGCCAAGUUGCCAGGACACCUGUGGCAGGAAGAAGGCAAAGCGCCUGUGAACCAAAGACACAGCUUGAACCUGAACGCAAGGACCCGGAUGGUGUCUGGUUUGGCAACAUGACCGUCAAGAGCAAAGAGAAUGGAAGGGAUGAGAUCACCAAGAGACAUCAGCAGAGAAGAGAGGAAAGCAUGCACAUUUUGCAGAGUCUGACUGAUUUAUCAGAGAAGAAGGAUGAGAAAGAUCCUCCUUCAGGAUGUCAGGGGAGGCCUGUGGCAGGAAGAAGGCAAAGUGCAUGUGAACCAACAACAGAAAAGGCACAGCUUGAACCUGAACACAAGGACCUGAAGGAUGACUGGUUUGGAGAUAUGGGCGUCAAGAGCAAAGAGAGUCAAAGGGGUGAGAUGAACAGAAGACAUCAGCAGAGAAGAGAGGAGAGCAGGCAAAUGUUGCAGAGUCUGACCGAACAAUCAGAGAAGAAGAAUGAAAACAAAGACAAGAAACUCAUACCAGGGUCUAGACGUGCUAUAGGGAGCGCAAAUCCUGACGAAGGAUGUCUUUUAGAGGUAAAUAAACCAGACACCAAACAGACAAUAAGCCAGAGAAAUGAGGAGAUGGACUGGCUGUGUGGAUCCAAGACAAAACAAGUGGAUUCAGAAAAUGUCACAGCAGCUGCAGAGGGAACAAUAAGGCAAAGGGCACGUGGACUACCAGUUAGAAAUACAAAAACACCUGCAUACAAGAAACUGGACGAUGACUGGUUUGGGAGUACUACCAAAGAGGACAAAUGGGACAUUGACAGGAGGCAUGAGCAAAGCAGACAGAAGCUGCAGAACCAGACCAAUCAAGCAGAGCAAAGAGAAAAAGAGGACAUCAUGGUAGCACCAACAGUGAGAACUUCUGUAGGAAGGAAAGAUGCUGGAGGCCUAUUCCUUGGACAGGUAGACAAACAAGAGAUGGAGCAAAAGACACGUGAGGAGAGUUGGAAUGAGCUCAGACGCGAUAAUCAUAGAAAGUUAAUGGGAAAUCAGCUCAAGCAAGAAACAAAGAUUCAUGUGAGCCAGCCAAAAGAGCAGGGCAACCGACUGGAAAGACACAGAACCCAACCAGAGGGAUUGCUUAAUGAUGUGAGUCAAACACGAUCAAAUAAACUUGAAGACACACUGGCUUACAAGGAGACAAAGGCACAAGGAAAGGCAGACACUGUACAGCUAAACAACACAGAGAGCCACGUCAGUGUGAAAUGCCAGAAUAAAACUGACAACUGGUUCAAACAAUGGAUGCAGACAAAGAAAAGCGAUAAAAAAGCUGAUCCGGCAGGAAAUGAGAAGGGUGGCGUGGAGCUGUGCGAAGUAAGACGUCCCACCAGAGAGAACAACGGGAACAUAGGCAAAGUGGAGACUGUGGCCACCAAUGGAUCCUUGAGAGAGCUUCAAGUCAGCCAACUCACAGAAAAGGAGGAAGUAAAAAACAAUGGGACAAUGGGACAAUGGGAAUCGAGCCUGUGGGACAGCAUAACAGGUGAGCUGCAUGUACAACCAAGCCGAUCAUUGAAAGAGGCGAGCCAGUCUGACCUUGGUGAUCCAGCAAAAAGGAAAGUGGUCUCUCCUCAUCAACAAGCCACCACAACAGCAGGACGUCAAAGGCCAUCUAUUGAUAGAUUUCAAAACAAUUCCAAGUUCGAGAUGGAUGAUGAUGGAUUGGAAUCUAUCACUUUGGAGGAACCUAGAUCAGAGAGAACACCACCUCAGAUGACGUGGACAACAGCAACACCACAGAGAGGAAAUACACUGGGCAAAAGUGAGAUGCCAAAAGAGUUGCUGAAUAACCCCAGAGACUUGGUGAAGGAGGGCGAACAGGUUGAAAGUGCCAACCAAGAGAGGGAGAGGCGGAAAAAUGAACAGGCUCACAAAGACAACGAGCUAAGUAAGAUGAGGAAACAAAUGGAGACGAGGGAUGGCAAAACAGAAGGCCAAGCAACUUUUGACAGCAAGAGGCCCUCUGAGGUCCCCCUCAUUUCCCAUUCAUUGGAUGCUGUUCAUGAGAAGAGGAAUAACUCUGGUGUUUCAGCUAAAGAAAAAGCUGUGGAGGAGGACAAACUCCUGCGUAACACAGAGCACCAGGGGACCCUGGAGAAGAGCCCCUCUCUGGUCAACCUCUUGGCCUGUUCAGAUGCCAGUGGCGAGGAGGGAGAUAACAGGUCUGAGACCGCCUCCUUAGCACAAUAUCAAACACCAGAGGUUGACUGUGAGAACACAAACAACAAGAGUGUGAGGAGGAGGGUCCUUAAAUGGGUCAAUAAGAAAGCAAAGGACUACUACAGCAAGAAGAUCGAAAAGACAUACAAGAGAGAGCAGGAGGAGGGGGACAAUCUAUACGCACCAUGGUACAGCGUAAAUGCAAUGUGGCGCUCAGAAAGGGAGCAGGAGAAGAGGAAGGCAUUAAUGAAAGCUGAGGAGAGACGGCAGCGCUUUGAGGGUUCCUUGCUCAACUGGGAGGCCAAACGGGCCAAGAAGAGGGCUCUAAGGAUGGAGGAAGAGGAGAAAUGUAACAAGGAAAUGGAUGACAUGUGGUUUGUGGACGACCUCAUAGAUAUAUUCUAACAAUAUCCCUGACAACCUCAUGUAAAGGAUGGUAAGUGGACAAUUUGGCUUAUACUGGACGAUGAACCACAAAGGAAAAAAAUGUUCAUGAAGACAGGAAGAACAGAGACAACCAAACAUCUAGAAAACCUGAAGAUACAUGACACUCUUCACAUGGAACAAAACUGCUUUGAAUGCAGUGGGAUAGAUUUAUUAGCCAAAAAACAUACACACGCUUCAAUCUUAAUAUUUCCAUCUUUUUUCAUUUGUUAUUUUGUUUUUAUUACUAUUGUUAUUAUCAUUUUCA
Molecule: messenger RNA, 4152 nt
Organism: Engraulis encrasicolus (European anchovy)
Lineage: Eukaryota; Metazoa; Chordata; Actinopteri; Clupeiformes; Engraulidae
Product: trichohyalin-like
Exons: 3
Coding region: 93-3866 (1257 amino acids)
Source: RefSeq, a predicted model, not a curated record